UCUAUUCCCUUAAACAAAAGUAGAAAGAAAAGUUUGUUUAAAACAAUUACUGUACAAGAAAUCAAAAUAAAAAGAUUAAAAAAAAUUAACCCAGAUCCAGAAAGAAUGCCAAAGAGAAAAAGCACAUCAAAAAAAAUUUCAAGCACCAAAAAACAAGUAGUAGUUAGAAAAACAAGACAAAAGGCUGUGAAUAUAAGUUAAUUAAGAAGCUGUUUUUAGAAGUUUGCUUUGUUGGUUUUUAUGUUUGGUGUUGUUUGUUUAAAGUUAGCUUCUUUUUUUGUGUGUUAGGUUGGAAAUGGAGUUGAGCGAAAGCAGCAGCGGAAAUGUUGUCAUCAGUGUGGUGACAACACGGGUAAAGAUGGUGUGAUCGAUUGCGAGAAAUGCGGGUCGAAGCGAUAUUGUGUCGACUGCAUGACUAAAUGGUACCCUGAUGUUUCAGAGGAGUUUGUUAAGGCUUGCCCUGUUUGUAAAGACUCCAACAAAACUGUAGAAACCGAAGGAAUGUAUAGGGGACAUGCCGUUGGAGUGGCAGAAAAGAGGCUCUUAGAGGCUUUCGAGCUGCAUUACCCGAACGCAUACAAAUGUGGUGGAAUUGGCUCAGGAGCAUUCUGGCUCGGAAUAUUGAAAGAACUGUCCACUCUCAUUAAAGACUUUUUGGAAAUAUCUGUGGAAGAAGUAGUGGAGCAAGAACAAAUGACUAGACUUGAAGAGCAACUAAGUGGACUCAAAAAUGUUGGAUUUGAUUUGUCAUGGAUUGAGAAGAGGGUAAACAUGGUUAAGGAGGUAAGGUUUGGAGAUUACCCGUUAAGCCAAGACCUUCUGGUACUUCAAGCAUCCAUAGAACCACUCAAGGAGGAGAUGAACGAGAGACGAAUACAAUCCAUUGAAGCACAACAAUUGCUUGAAAAGGCUCAGAUCAAGUACGAUGCUGCUAAAAGGUCUAGAAUCAAGCUACACGAGAUGACACAGAAGUAUGGAGACGAACUUGUAGUAGCUGGUCGACUUGGUUCUGGCAUGCUUCCCGGGUACUAAUCUUAAGCUUAGAAGAUAUUUUUUCUUGAGUUUUGAAGGUGGUAACAACUCAGUAGUAGUUUGGAUUGAAGAUCACAAGACCAGAUAUCUCAACAUUCAGUUUGUUAUUAACCGCAUACAGUAGUAGCUUGAACUUAGCUAGCACAUCCAUCCAACCGCUAUUCCAUCCCCAUUAUCCAUUGAGCCCGCCCUGAAUAAACCCCCUUUUGCCGGAUUAAUUCUGAUGUAAUCAUAAAAGGCUUAUAUAUUUUUCAAUUAUGAUUGAAUAUAAUUGCCUACUUAUAUAAUAGUUCAUUUAUAACGA
Molecule: messenger RNA, 1336 nt
Organism: Erigeron canadensis
Lineage: Eukaryota; Viridiplantae; Streptophyta; Magnoliopsida; Asterales; Asteraceae
Product: MATH domain and coiled-coil domain-containing protein At3g44800-like
Exons: 2
Coding region: 412-1032 (206 amino acids)
Source: RefSeq, a predicted model, not a curated record